Cygnus atratus (black swan) is the source of this 1250-nucleotide messenger RNA. It is a transcript of the gene NPFFR1, whose product is annotated as neuropeptide FF receptor 1. Gene Ontology annotation, biological process: G protein-coupled receptor signaling pathway. Bases 48 to 1250 code for a protein of 400 amino acids. The record is from RefSeq and is a predicted model, not a curated record. The transcript is spliced from 4 exons. Lineage: Eukaryota; Metazoa; Chordata; Aves; Anseriformes; Anatidae. Gene Ontology annotation, molecular function: peptide binding; neuropeptide receptor activity. Gene Ontology annotation, cellular component: membrane.
GCCGGUGCGCGGACCUGCUCCCCCGGUAGGUCUGCAGCGGCAGAACGAUGUCCCCCCGUCCACCAGGAGCUCCCCUGGUCCCAGACCCUUCCAAUGGCAGCUGGGCCAACACCAGCGAGAGCCACCUCCUGAAGGAGAACUACACCUUCCUGGCGUACUACCAGCACUCCUCGCCCGUGGCUGCGAUGUUCAUCCUGGCCUACACCUUCAUCUUCCUCAUGUGCAUGAUAGGCAACAUCCUGGUGUGCUUCAUCGUGGUGAAGAACCGCCAGAUGCGGACGGUCACCAACAUGUUCAUCCUCAACCUGGCCAUCAGCGACCUGCUGGUGGGCAUCUUCUGCAUGCCCACCACCUUGGUGGACAACCUCAUCACGGGGUGGCCCUUUGACAACACCAUGUGCAAAAUGAGCGGCCUGGUGCAGGGCAUGUCUGUCUCGGCCUCGGUCUUCACGCUGGUGGCCAUCGCCGUGGAGAGGUUUCGCUGCAUCGUCCACCCCUUCCGGCAGAAGCUGACGCUGAGGAAAGCCCUGGUGACCAUCGCUGUCAUCUGGGUGCUGGCCCUGCUCAUCAUGUGCCCCUCCGCCAUCACCCUGACCGUCACCAGGGAGGAGCACCACUUCAUGGUGGACACCUACAACAACUCCUACCCCCUCUACUCCUGCUGGGAGGCCUGGCCCGAGACAGGGAUGAGGAGGAUCUACACCACCGUCCUGUUCUCCCACAUCUACGUGGCCCCUCUGGCCCUCAUCGUCGUCAUGUACACCCGCAUCGCCUUCAAGCUCUUCAAGUCGGCAGCUCCCGCUCACGGCGCCCGGCCCGAGGAGCCUGAGGGGAGGAAGGUGUCUCGCAAGAAGGCGAAGGUCAUCAACAUGCUUAUCAUCAUGGCCCUCUUCUUCACCCUCUCCUGGCUGCCCCUCUGGACGCUGAUGCUGCUGAUGGACUACGGGUGCCUCAGCGAGCGCCAGCUCCGCCUGGUCGCCGUCUACAUCUUCCCCUUCGCCCACUGGCUGGCCUUCUUCAACAGCAGCGCCAACCCCAUCAUCUAUGGCUACUUCAACGAGAACUUCCGCCGGGGCUUCCAGGAGGCCUUCAGGGCCCCUUUCUGCUCACCACCGCGCCGGCGCCACCGCGGGCCCUACGGCGCCCGCAACCGUGUCUUCACCCUGGCCCGGGCCAGCGACUCGCCCCCUCACUCCGAAUCGGGGCCCCUGGCGCCUCGCCGAACCGGCGUCCCCGCUUGGGACGGCUGA